AUGUCGACCGCCGAGGAACAGAAGACUAUCGCAAAGGCCAUGUGUGACAUGUUCCGCWAAAGCAAAUUUAACCCAGCACUCGCUCAACAGAAAUUGACUGGACAAGACCGUCCAGCCCCCAAGGGCUUCUGUUUAAGCAAGAGCAGACUACCACCACCAUCAUUUCUGGACACGGACGCUCGCUCGCACCUCCUGGAAGCGGUAGCAAACUUGGAAACUGGCCAGGAGUCAUUUACUUUACCGAAAUACGGUGAUAUCCAAGGUGAAUGGAUCGGUGUUGCCGAGAACGUCGAUGCAGGUCUUUCGGAGAAAGAUAAAUAUGACCUUCUCACCGAGAGACGGAAAUCAGAUGUGACCAUCAUGUAUGCCCACGGCGGAGCAUAUACCUUUGGAAGCCCAGUCAGCGCACGUCCAAGCACAAUGCCCUUAUGCUCUUUCACGGGUGGUUUAUGCUUCGCCGUCAAGUAUCGCUUGGCACCACAAUUCCAGGCCUUGUCGUUACAAUUGGACGUUUUCAUCGCCUAUCUUUCUCUACUGUAUCCUCCGCCCGGCGCUUUCCAUGCACCUGUGCCACCGGAGAAACUGGUUCUGGCUGGCGAUAGCUCUGGCGCCGUGCUGGUUUUUGCUGUCUUGCAGAUCAUACUGCAGUUGCGAAGACAGCAGCAAACAACGAAGCCAGUAGUACGAUGGUAUGGGAGAAACGUCGAGGUGCCUGUACCAGCUUGUAUUACGGGUCUUGGUGCCGCAUCAGACCAUUUGCUGUGUUUGCCUUCUUACCAGAAGAACGAGCAGCACGACAUGAUGAAUGACGUACCGCCCUACCGAUGCUCCAUAGGCAAGACCGAUUCUAUAUGRCCCGCAGACCCGCCCCGAGGGGACAUUUCAUGCGAGCUAUCAGCCAUGAUCUCCAUCAUGUACAAUCCGGGUCUGGCUCCAUCAUGGGAAGGUAGUCCUCCGAUGUGGUUUGCCGUCGGCGAGGAAAGGUUUGCGGACGGGACAAAGUUGCUCGCUCAGCGGGCUGUGAAAGAUGGAGUCAGCGUCCGGUUUGAGGAGUAUGCAAUCAUGCCACACAUCUUCCCACAUAUGCUGCCGAAGUUGCCGCAGGCGAAGAGAUGCAUGAAGGGCURGGCCGAAUUCAUUACGCAGUGCUGUUCGGGGACGGGCGAGACAAAAGGUUCUAGUGCCAUUCGUGUCGAAGCAGGACGCCUUGAGGAGAGGGAGCUCGAUAUCACCAAGCUCGUCGACUUUACCAUCGACGAGGCCCGCGUCUUGAUGAAAAAUAAGCUUCGCACACUUCGGGUGUGGGAAGGUCCAUGGGAAGAACCACAGCAGGGCGGUAAACUCUAG
Messenger RNA from Ramularia collo-cygni, 1347 nucleotides. RefSeq lists its product as uncharacterized. Lineage: Eukaryota; Fungi; Ascomycota; Dothideomycetes; Mycosphaerellales; Mycosphaerellaceae. Gene Ontology annotation, molecular function: hydrolase activity. The transcript has a single exon. Bases 1 to 1347 code for a protein of 448 amino acids. The record is from RefSeq and is a predicted model, not a curated record.